AUGUCUAUCUCGGACUUACGUAGUUGGCCGAUCGUCAGUGCAUUGAACCCGGAGUUCAUUCCGGAAAUUUACAUGGUUUUGGUAUUCGGAAAAUUGGGUCAUGAAGCCUUAAUCGUAACGAAAGACAAAAUGAUGUAUGCCCUGGGUAAUAACAAAAACGGUUGUUUGGGAACCGGUAACACACGUUGUUAUAAAACUGUAAAAAAGAUCGAUAUCCUAUGCAUGAAAGAUAUAAAGACCUUUGCAUAUGGCUUUGGACCCCACGUUCUAGCUCUUAUGAAAGAUGGAAAGAUAUAUUCCUGGGGUUGUAAUAAUUACGGCCAAGUAGGGAAUGGAUCAUAUGAUCAAGUUGUCACACCUACUUUAAUAAACAUACCUAAUCUAAAUAAUUUGGAUGGGAAGCGUGUCGUAGAUAUUGCAUGCGGAAGUUAUCAUUCCAUUGCUUUGACCGAGUCUGGUGAGGUAUAUGCUUGGGGAAUAAAUGAUUAUAGAAUAAUAAAGAAGGAUAGUCUUGUUGAUAUCAACAUGAAUCAGACUACAACGAAUACACCUAAGCUAGUUAACAUCACCUUUAAUGGAGAGAAGAUUGUCAACAUUUCCUGUGGUAUGACCUUCACCUUGGCAGUCACUGAAAAAGGUGAGGUAUAUAGUUGGGGUGAAAAUGAUGUUGGUCAGCUGGGAAUAGGGCAUUACGAAGAUACAACGAUACCAACGCUAAUCAGUUCACUGAGAGGCACUGUGAUAGUCAAAGUGGCUUGUGGAAACCAGCACACAUUGGCGCUCACGGACAAAGGGAACCUAUACGUUUGGGGUGGGAAUCAUUAUGGCCAGUUAGGGAUCGGCAACCAGAGAGACUCUUAUGAACCAGUUUUAGUCAAGCAUCGAAUGGGAAGGGUGUCCGACAUUACUGCUGUACACAGUAGAUCCAUAAGUAUCGCAGUUGACGAAGGAGGACGUAUCUAUGUGUGGGGUUAUUGGCACGGUAUGAGCGUUUUGAUUCCAUCCGCUACUCCGUCUUCGAAUAUACACAACGCGAUUGCAUCUUACGGGUCCCCAAGCAUUAUGCACAAACCACUGAUUCUACGUGAAGAUGAAGAGCCGAGUAUAUUGAAACAUUUGGAAACUGCAUUCGAUGAUUCCUCCACGAGCGAUUUUAAGAUACAAGUGUACGAUCGAUGUAUUCAUGUACACAAGGCUAUCUUGAGGAUUCGUUCUUCAUAUUUUAGAGCCAUGUUUCAGCACGAAUGGUUGGAAAAUAAUCAGAAUGUCCUCAAGCAUAAUCAAUUUUCUGAUGUCGUCUACGAAGCCUUUCUGAAGUACUUGUAUACCGACGUGGUCAAUUUACCUUGGGAACAGGCGUUAGAACUUUUAAUCCUGGCUGAUGUUUACUGCGAGAGCAGUCUUAAAAAGCACUGUAUUCAAAUAAUAAAGCGAAAAAUUACUGUUUCGAAUGUCGCCUACUUAUAUAGCAUUGCAAUCGAACGCAGCGAUAAGGAGCUAGAGAAAUUCUGCUUUAAUUUUGCCAUAAAUCACUUAACAGCUGUGGUGCAAACAGAAAGUUUUGCCAAACUGGAUGAGAAUACGUUAAGAACUUUCAUAAUUAAGGCAGUCAAAGCUGGUGCCUUAGGAUGUAAUUAG
Molecule: messenger RNA, 1638 nt
Organism: Cyphomyrmex costatus
Lineage: Eukaryota; Metazoa; Arthropoda; Insecta; Hymenoptera; Formicidae
Product: RCC1 and BTB domain-containing protein 1-like
Exons: 10
Coding region: 1-1638 (545 amino acids)
Molecular function (GO): protein binding
Source: RefSeq, a predicted model, not a curated record